This is a messenger RNA of Brassica napus (rape), 839 nucleotides long. RefSeq lists its product as uncharacterized. Bases 1 to 801 code for a protein of 266 amino acids. Gene Ontology annotation, cellular component: U1 snRNP; precatalytic spliceosome; U2-type prespliceosome. Lineage: Eukaryota; Viridiplantae; Streptophyta; Magnoliopsida; Brassicales; Brassicaceae. The transcript is spliced from 10 exons. Gene Ontology annotation, biological process: mRNA splicing, via spliceosome. Gene Ontology annotation, molecular function: U1 snRNA binding; mRNA binding. The record is from RefSeq and is a predicted model, not a curated record.
AUGGUUUUUCUUGAUGUGGCUAAGCUACCUCCGUACCGUCUUCUACACCAGAAGUACAACCUUGCAGAGAAGCUCUGUUACGAAGACUAUCUUCGACGAGCGACACAAAAAGGAAGACUUGAUGAAACUUCCUAUGAAGAAGAAGAAGGCCUUGAUGGAACUCCAAGUUUUGUUGAGGCAGCUGCUGUAAGACGUAAGACUAUAUCUGUCGGCAAUCUCCCUUGCCCAACUGUAAUACGAGAUAUCAUCGAUUUAUACAAAAUGUUGGACAAGUUGUUCAUGUUCGACUUGUUACAGACUGCGAGGGCAACCAAAAUGGCAUGGGCUAUAUUGAGUUUGCUUCUGCUAAAGAAGCAGAGAAGGUAUUGCAUCGAUCACAAUGUUUGGUACGAAGAUCAACUUGGACGAGAAAACCGUUUGAUCGAUGAGGAAUUGGAGGAAGGAUUUGGGAAACUCAUGAUUUUGCCGAGGAACUCUGCUUACUACAAAAAUGUUGGAGAAGUUUGCCGCCGUGUUCGACUUGUUGUAAACCGCGAGGGUGAGCAUGUGGGCUGUGGCUUUGUUGAGUUUGCUUCUGCUGUCGAAGCAAAGAAGGCGCUGCUGUACGAGAGUAGAGCUCUGAAUAUUCAUAUCAUUUCUGACGUGGUUGAGAUGUCUCCAUACCCUAUCCGACCCAAGUACAACCUUGCAGAGAAGCUCUGGAGGAACGAAGAAUACCUUCUACCAGUAAGCCUUCCGAUAGAAGGAGAUUAUUUGGAGAAACCGGAGGUGACUAAUUAUUCUUCUGCGGUAAGAGGAUAAACCUUCUCUGACGAUGACUGAUGGAAGAAGAUGAAGAA